UCAAGUUUUGAUAAUUGUAAUGUCGUCAGCAGACUGGCACAAAUAUUUGGCGAAUAAAUAAUCUAAUGAUUAAUAUUUUGUCCGAGUGCCAAGCUAGUAAUGCAGCUAAGCUAGCUAAAGUAGCGAAAAGGAAACUGCACGACAUGGUAACGUUAGCUAGCUAGUAACGUACGUACAUUUUUAGCCGUAGCCGACUAAACUCAGCUAUUUUGUGGGCGGGCUGGAUCUCUGAUGUAACAUACAAUGACGUUUUUUAAUCCGAACUACUGAUUUCAGAUCACAAAGAAUAGCACCAGUAACACAGAACAUUUUGUAUAAUUGCGGCCUUUUCUUCGGGUUGUAAUGCCGCGUUCAAGACAACUGGGAACUCGUGGAUAAACGAGCUGCGACCGGAUAGCUAGCGACUAACGUUAGCUAGUAAACUUGCUAACGUAUAUACACAUUAUCAAGAUUGUGAUUUAAUUAAUAUUAAAAGAUAACUAUGAGUGGAUGUCGAGUUUUUAUCGGUCGUUUGAGCCCUCAUGCGCGUGAGAGGGACGUGGAGAAAUUCUUCAAAGGUUAUGGAAGGAUCCGAGAAGUAAAUUUGAAGAACGGAUUCGGCUUUGUGGAGUUUGACGACCACAGAGACGCUGAUGAUGCAGUUUACGAGCUGAAUGGCAAGGAACUCUGUAGUGAAAGGGUGACUAUAGAGCAUGCCCGCUCCAGAAGAGGCAGGGGUGGUGGACCCGGGAUGGGCGGCGGAGGAGGAGGAGGACGUUUCUCACCUCGUUUCAGCAGCUACCGCCAAGGGUCUGGUGAUCGCCGCGGUGGUGGAGGUGGUGGCGGCGGCUCCAGUAGGUAUGGUCCUCCGGUGCGCACUGAACACAGAAUCAUCGUGCAGAACCUGUCGUCACGUAUCAGUUGGCAGGACCUGAAAGAUCUCAUGAGGAAAGUUGGAGAGGUCACCUUUGUGGAUGCCCACCGAACCAACAAGAAUGAAGGGGUGGUGGAGUUUGCAUCACACAGUGAUAUGAAGAACGCCCUUGAUAAGCUUGACGGAACAGACUUGAAUGGACGAAAGCUGAAACUGUCUGAGGAUCGCAAGAGCCGCCGCAGCAGGAGUCGUUCCCGUGGCUCUCGCAGCUACUCCCGGUCACGUAGCCGUUCCCGGUCCCCCCGUUCCAAGUCCCCCAGCCGUAGCAGGAGCCGUAACCGCUCCAGGAGCCCCCGCUCCCGGUCCCCCCGCUCCGCCAGCCGUACUCCGGAGAAGAAGCCUGCCUCAGGAGGAGGAGGGGGCAGGGCUGCACAUCGCUCCACUUCACGUUCCCGUUCCAAAUCCCAUACCCCUCCCGCACGCUCUCAUUCCCGCUCUCCUGCCCCCCGUUCCCGCUCUCCUGCCCCCCGUUCCCGCUCCCCUGCCCCCCGUUCCCGCUCCCCUGCCCCCCGUUCCCGCUCCCCUGCCCCCCGUUCCCGUACCCCUCCCCCACGCUCCCGUUCUCCUGCCCCGGCCCGGAAGCCGUCCCGGUCUCGUUCCCCCUCGGUGGAGAGCCAGCACUGAGCUGCUCUGAGUGAGCUGUUUAGGAAUAGUCCAGUGGAGGGAGUAGAGACUCAUUGGAAUGGCUGUUUAGGAUUAGUCCAGUGGAGGGAGUAGAGACUCAUUGGAAUGGCUGUAAUGGACCACUGAUAAGGUUCUGUUUAUUCCAUACCAAUGAGUCUGUCCUCCUGAUUUUAAAAGUGACCAUCAGUCUCCACUGGUGUAGUGCUAUGUAUGGACUGAAGGGAAUGUCAUGCUGGAACCGUGGCACCUGGCAUUGUGCCUGCCUGCCUGCCUGCUAGUGGGGUUGUAAUGAAGAGGAGCCUUGCCUUGGGUGUAAUGCCCUCUCUCCCACAAUCUAAUUUUAAAAUCUGAGCUUUAGUCCUGGUUGGUUCAGUUCCUCUAGGCCCUGGACUGGUUAUUUUAUGAUUAUAGGUUGGAUCCUGCGUCCCCCAAUUCAACUAUUAAUUUACUCCUUAUUGCUAUCUGAAUAAUUAAAGAGUUUCCUUUUGAAAACCAAACUUUUUUUUCUUUUAGUUAAUGAAAUGUACAGUGUGAUUUGAGAGCUUUUGAUUGGGUCGCAGUCCUGUUGAAUAUCUGUAUCGUUGUCCCUGCAGGUUUGUAAGUCUCAUUGUGAUUGGUUAAGUUGUAUGAAAUGUACCUUGUAUUUUUUUUUUGUUGAAGUUAACUUUGUCUAAUCAAUACAAUGGUUUUUUUUCUCCGUUGUUUUUGUGCUUAUUUGUGUUCCGAUCCACACCUCUCAACAGUUAAGUUAAACUGCACCCAAAAUGAUUCAAGUAAUUUAAUCUAAUAUUGUGUUUUGUUGCGUUUCAACAUUGACUGAUGAUGCUGAGAAAUACUGAAUAAGCAUUUCACAAAUUUAAGUGAAUGUAAUUUUUUUUUAUAUAUAAACAUAAGACUACAAUUGCAUAGUCUAAACCAUCAUUUCUAAGUGUGCAUGCUGUGAUCUUCGGUGUACUCGAUGGGCGAGGCCCGAGUGUAGGUGUGGAAUAUUCCGGUCAUCGUUUGACUGUUCAAAAUAUUUGAACAAAAAAAUGUCAUUAUUUACACGUGGCUCUGGAGAUCUGAUGUCAUUGGUUUUUCUGCAGCUUUCUUUUUAGAUUCUGCUCGUCUACAUUUUGUGGUCUUACCCGAUACGAGGCAGACUGCGAGGUCUGCAUGUUGUGGCAGAUAAGGACAUGUCUGUCAAAACUGAUUUGCUACAAAUAAAACAGUCCUCGCAAAUGUA
Messenger RNA from Salvelinus fontinalis (brook trout), 2762 nucleotides. Its product is annotated as serine/arginine-rich splicing factor 5-like. Lineage: Eukaryota; Metazoa; Chordata; Actinopteri; Salmoniformes; Salmonidae. The transcript has 8 exons. The record is from RefSeq and is a predicted model, not a curated record. Gene Ontology annotation, cellular component: ribonucleoprotein complex; nucleus; cytoplasm. Bases 482 to 1537 code for a protein of 351 amino acids. Gene Ontology annotation, molecular function: mRNA binding.